Dipodomys ordii (Ord's kangaroo rat) is the source of this 2494-nucleotide messenger RNA. It is a transcript of the gene Csgalnact2, whose product is annotated as chondroitin sulfate N-acetylgalactosaminyltransferase 2. Gene Ontology annotation, cellular component: Golgi cisterna membrane. The transcript is spliced from 8 exons. Gene Ontology annotation, molecular function: glucuronosyl-N-acetylgalactosaminyl-proteoglycan 4-beta-N-acetylgalactosaminyltransferase activity. Lineage: Eukaryota; Metazoa; Chordata; Mammalia; Rodentia; Heteromyidae. Bases 375 to 2000 code for a protein of 541 amino acids. The record is from RefSeq and is a predicted model, not a curated record.
GGCGGCGGCGCUCCCGGAGGGAGAGCGACGAGGCGGGGUGCCUCAGGGCGCCGCCCCGGUGUGCCCGUUGCGCGGAGGAGGAGGCGGCGGCCGCGCUCGGAGGAGCGGGCUAGCGCGUCAUUACCCACAUAAUGGAUUUUAUCAAUUGGAUUUCUUUAUUCUGGGUAUCAUGGUAACAAUAUAGAAAGAAUCCUUAAUUUCUCAUUUCUGAAAGUUGUCAUGAUUACUGAAGAAAGAAACUUUUGUAAGCUACACAGCAUUUAUUGUGAUACUUUUUUUUUGAAUUGUGUUUUCAUUUUUAACUUGAUAACUUUUUGCUAAAGGUAUGCAAAAACGAAGAGUUUACCUUGUUAGACAAAUCCAGCUUCAGAAGAAUGUCUCGAAGAGGAUCAAUUCUUCAUACCCGGACCCACUGGCUUCUGUUGGGCCUUGCUUUGCUCUGCAGUUUGGUAUUUAUGUACCUCCUCCAGUGUGCACCCCAGACUGAUGGAAAUGCUCCUCUUCCGGGUUUUGUUGGGGACAAUUAUGGUAAAGAGUAUUAUCAAGCUCUUCUACAGGAGCAAGAGGAACAUUACCAGACCAGGGCCACCAGCCUGAAACGCCAGAUUGCCCAGCUAAAACAAGAAUUACAAGAAAUGAAUGAGAAAAUGAGAUCAUUGCAAGAGAAAAAGAAUUCAGGAGCUAAUGGUGUAGGCUAUCAAGCCAGCAAAGACCAAGCACCUGGUGAUCUUUUAGAGUUUCUUCAUUCCCAGAUUGACAAAGCUGAAGUUAGCAUAGGAGCCAAACUACCCAGUGAGUAUGGAGUCAUACCCUUUGAAAGUUUUACCUUAAUGAAAGUAUUUCAGUUAGAAAUGGGGCUCACUCGCCAUCCUGAAGAAAAGCCAGUUAGAAAAGACAAACGAGAUGAAUUGGUAGAAGUUAUUGAAGCUGGCUUGGAGGUCAUUAAUAAUCCUGAUGAAGAUGAUGAACAGGAAGAUGAGGAAGGCCCCCUUGGAGAGAAACUGAUGUUCAAUGAAAAUGACUUCAUAGAAGGUUAUUAUCGCACAGAAAAAGAUAAGGGCACACAAUAUGAGCUUUUUUUUAAGAAAGCAGACCUUAUGGAAUAUAGACAUGUGACCCUCUUCCGCCCUUUUGGACCUCUUAUGAAAGUGAAGAGUGAAAUGAUUGACAUUGCUAGAUCAAUCAUUAACAUCAUUGUACCUCUUGCUGGAAGAACUGAAGCAUUUGCACAGUUUAUGCAGAAUUUCAGGGAUGUUUGUAUUCAUCAGGACAAGAGGAUUCAUCUCACAGUGGUGUAUUUUGGUAAAGAAGGACUGUCCCAAGUCAAGUCUAUCCUAGAAUCUGUCACAAGUGAGUCUAAUUUUCACAAUUACACCUUGGUCUCACUGAAUGAAGAAUUUAAUCGUGGACGAGGACUAAAUGUGGGUGCCCGAGCUUGGGACAAGGGAGAGGUCUUGAUGUUUUUCUGUGAUGUUGAUAUAUAUUUCUCAGCCGAAUUCCUUAACAGCUGCCGCUUAAAUUCUGAGCCAGGUAAAAAGGUGUUCUACCCUGUGGUGUUCAGUCUUUACAAUCCUGCUAUUGUUUAUGCCAACCAGGACUCACCACCUCCCGUGGAACAGCAACUGGUUCACAAAAAGGAUUCUGGUUUUUGGCGAGAUUUUGGCUUUGGAAUGACUUGUCAGUAUCGAUCGGAUUUCCUGGCCAUUGGUGGAUUUGACAUGGAAGUUAAAGGCUGGGGUGGGGAAGAUGUUCAUCUGUAUCGAAAAUACUUACAUGGCGACCUCAUCGUGCUGCGAACCCCAGUGCCUGGCCUCUUCCACCUGUGGCAUGAGAAGCACUGUGCGGAUGAGCUGACCCCUGAGCAAUACCGAAUGUGCAUCCAGUCCAAGGCCAUGAAUGAGGCCUCCCACUCUCUCCUGGGGAUGAUGGUGUUUAGGGAGGAGAUCGAGCGACACCUUCACAAACAGGCCUACAGGACCAACAGUGAGGCCCUUGUGUGAUGUUACUGUGACCCCUAGCCAGCACUAUUUAUUUAGCCUUAAUUCCCAUUACAGAUGCUGUGCCUGUUUCUUAGAGGAUAUGGUUAUUUUUCCAUGUUCUUCCUUAGAUGACUUUAGCAGAUCAACUUGCUAGAAGAAGAAAGCAAGUGUUCCAGUGAGUAGCCUCAAUCUUAGGAGAUCACUUCACUACAGAACAGUUGACAAAAUGAAGUAUACCAUUUGUCCCCAAAGUAAUUCUGAGUGUGUUAGUGCUGGGUGCCUGUGUUCUGAUUGUGUCUGGGUGGAGGGAUGGGGCGUGCGGGCUGAGGCUGGCUUUCAGCCAGUUCUGCAGUGGGGACAGAAAUCAGACCUGAUGCAUGCACAGGGGCCCGUUUCUAGAUGAGAAUUUUGGUCAAUAGUGUGAAGAAUCCUUUUUCACUGAGGCAGAGAAUUACAUGACACAUCCAAAAUCUCCAACCAAACAACAAUCCAGAAAUAAAACCCCCUUAACUUCC